AUUUAUUUUACAGCCCUCCGCCCUGGACAUCAGUCAGCACAGAACAUUAUGUCAGUCUUUCAAGGACUUUCGGUAAUCGGUGAAUAUACAUCUUAUAAUUUAAUUUUCACGGAUGUAGUACCUACCUAAUAGCAUUAUUAUUCAUGCAUUUUAUUUCAUUUUUAUAAAAUGAACAGAAAAAGAAAUGUUAGUUAUAUUAAGCCUGAAGACCCACAUUUUUUGAAAAUUCUGAAGAAGGAAGCUGGUUACGACAAUUCUAAUCAUAAAUUCGACAAACUUCAUAAUGCUGAGGACGAUUUCGUAGAUGAUGAAGAUAGUGAAUUACCACAAGUAGUUGUACUUAAGAAAGGUGACCUGACUGCUGAAGAAGCGGAAGCAGAGAAAGAAAGAAUAAAACAAGUGGAAUUAGAAACUAAGGCAGACCUUUCCCAGAAAGUUAUUUUUAAAGCCAAAACUUCUAGUAAACACAAUGUGGAUCAAAAAAAGGUAUUAUCUAACAAAAGGCAAUAUAAAGAUAAAAACAAACAACUUUUAUCUUUUACUGACGAGGCUGCUUCUGAUAGUGAUACUUAGGAGACAGGUUGUAACACUCGGUAGGUAAUACUAAUUGACCAUCAUUGAAUCGCCAGUAAAGUGCAAUUUACACUCAUUGAUGUACCUACUACAAAAUGCAGACUAUAGAGUUGGUAAUUUAAUCCAAUUACUAUGCAAUAACAGCUUAAAUUAUUUUUGUUAAAUUUAUAGAGUAGGUACAUGACAUUAUUUCUGUUAUAUCUAUGUUUCUGUUACAUUCAGUGCUUCAAAAAUCAGAGUCGGUUGUACUGGGCUAAGAUUUAUUCAUUUUCCCUUGGAAGGGCAUAGACAGCACCAUCUAUGACACUGGAACUGACCCUGGAAAGUUCCUCAUUGUUUUUAUCUAUUUAUUAUAUUACAUAGCUAAAUUUACAUUUGUAAAUAGGGCUCAUUUUUCAGUUGUUUGUUAAGAAGAACUAAGAAAUAUAUUUAGAAAGAAAUAAAAACUGUUUAUUUAUUUAUUCAGCAGAUUCCUUCAACCCCAUACUUGGAAACUGGAAAGGCCAAGUUCUUUAGGAGAGAUAGUUAUUAGACUGCCUUUCUUGAUAAGGUUUCAAACAAACUGUAGUAACAUAAUAUUUUAACAAACAUUCCAACCAACCAACAAAUUCAUUAAGUUAAAAGGAUUCAAUCAUCAAAACAAUCAUAAAAAAUUAUAGAAGUUGUUUCUCACUAACUAUAUUUUAUUCUACAAUGGUAUGUUAU
Maniola jurtina (meadow brown) is the source of this 1278-nucleotide messenger RNA. RefSeq lists its product as uncharacterized. The coding region runs from base 169 to 573 and encodes 134 amino acids. NCBI's taxonomy places the organism in Eukaryota, Metazoa, Arthropoda, Insecta, Lepidoptera, Nymphalidae. The record is from RefSeq and is a predicted model, not a curated record. The transcript has a single exon.